Messenger RNA from Daucus carota subsp. sativus, 1096 nucleotides. Its product is annotated as chlorophyll a-b binding protein 6, chloroplastic. The record is from RefSeq and is a predicted model, not a curated record. Gene Ontology annotation, cellular component: membrane. Bases 144 to 878 code for a protein of 244 amino acids. NCBI's taxonomy places the organism in Eukaryota, Viridiplantae, Streptophyta, Magnoliopsida, Apiales, Apiaceae. Gene Ontology annotation, biological process: photosynthesis, light harvesting in photosystem I; response to light stimulus. The transcript is spliced from 4 exons.
GACUACAUCUUACUCUUCUUGCAUAUAUAUACUUGCCUUCCCCUGCUACUCUUUCCUUCAUUCUAACAUUCUUGCUCUCUUUAUCCCCUCCAAUUUUAAAACCUCUGUUGUAAUAUACCAUAUCCACAGCUACAUUUAUCAACAUGGCAUCGCAAUCUUUAACAAGAUGCAGCAUGGCAGCAGUUUAUCCGUCAGUUCUUUCGUCUUCCAAGUCCAAAUUUGCAGCUGCAUUGCCAAUGUCAUUGCUUAGUGCUAAUGGUAAUGCAUCUCGCUUCACUAUGAGUGCGGAGUGGAUGCCUGGCCAACCCCGGCCUGCCCACCUCGAUGGAUCAGCACCCGGGGAUUUUGGAUUCGACCCGCUAGGACUAGGAACAGUCCCAGAAAAUCUCGAGAGAUUCAAGGAGUCUGAGCUCUACCAUUGCAGAUGGGCUAUGCUUGCUGUUCCAGGAAUUUUGGUGCCUGAGGCAUUAGGUCUGGGCAAUUGGGUACAAGCUCAACAAUGGGCUGCAAUCCCUGGAGGACAAGCAAGCUACUUGGGCAAUCCAGUUCCAUGGGGCACCCUUCCCACCAUCCUGGCAAUAGAAUUUCUCGCCAUUGCGUUUGUUGAGCACCAAAGAAGCAUGGAGAAAGACCCCGAAAAGAAAAAGUACCCUGGUGGUGCUUUCGACCCUCUAGGCUACUCCAAGGACCCCAAGAAGUUCGAGGAAAUGAAGCUCAAGGAAGUCAAAAAUGGCCGUCUUGCUAUGUUAGCGUUUGUGGGAUUUUGUGUUCAACAAUCAGCAUAUCCAGGGACGGGGCCAUUGGAGAACCUCGCUGCUCACUUGGCUGAUCCGUGGCACAACACCAUUGGAGAUAUCAUCAUCCCCAGAGGGCUGUAAAAACACUACUGUUUACCAUUGCAGAUCUUAUUUGUGCUGUUUACAAGAUUCAAGUAGUCCUCACAUUCUGCUGAUACAUUAGACUAGUUGUUCAAUACUGAUUUGUUCUCUUUUUGUUUUUUUGUUGGCUAAAUGAUUUGUUCUCUGUUUUUUGGUUGCUUGUAAUUAUUUAUGGAAUCAGUGUAUGAAUUUAUAAAAUGUAGGGAUCUUGUUUGUAA